This is a messenger RNA of Pogona vitticeps (central bearded dragon), 4021 nucleotides long. It is a transcript of the gene NPNT, whose product is annotated as nephronectin. Gene Ontology annotation, cellular component: membrane. Gene Ontology annotation, molecular function: calcium ion binding. NCBI's taxonomy places the organism in Eukaryota, Metazoa, Chordata, Lepidosauria, Squamata, Agamidae. The record is from RefSeq and is a predicted model, not a curated record.
GCGAGCAGGCGGGCCGGCGACACGGCGAGGGAGAGAGCCGGGCGCGGGGACUCCCUCCCGCCACUCCUGCGCUGGGCGGACGUCUCGCUUUCCCCCUCAGGAGCCAGGAUUAGCAACAGCCCCCCCCCCGAGGGGGCCCCCCGCGGUUCGGUGUGCCGCGCUCUCCGGCGAGCGUCGAGAGGAGCAGGAGCCGCUCGCUGCGCGGUCGCCCUCCCGUACCGCUCGCUCCAACCUGCCUGCCCGCCGGAGACGCCCCGAGAGGCUGCGCCGGCCCUUCCCUGCCCUUCCCCUUCUCUCCCACUCCGUCCCUUUCUCUCUCUCUCUCUUGCCCGUCGCCCCCCUCCCCGACAUGGACUUCUCCCUGAGGUUCAUCCUUCUGCCCUGGUUUUACCUGGGAGCCGCGGGGGACUUUGACGGCGGGUGGUCCAGGCAAAUUCUUUCCACAACUGGAUUAUGCCGCUUUGGAAGCAGAGUUGAUUGCUGCUGGGGCUGGGUUCGGCACUCAUGGGGCCAAUGCCAACCUUUCUACAUCUUAAGGCAGAGAAUAGCCAGGAUAAGGUGCCAACCCAAAGCUGUAUGUCAGCCUGGAUGUAAGCAUGGUGAAUGUGUUGGACCAAAUAAGUGCAAAUGUCAUCCAGGAUACACAGGGAAAACAUGCAACCAAGCUGAACAUCUUUAUGCAACCUCACAUGAGUGGCCCAGUGAACCACCUUUUUUCAACCCUCUGGAUCAUCAUGCAGCAAAUUUCCCAUGGAGGGAUCUCAACGAGUGUGGACUGAAACCAAGGCCAUGCAAACACCGGUGCAUGAAUACUUUUGGCAGCUACAAGUGUUAUUGCCUGAACGGGUACAUGCUCAUGCCUGAUGGAUCAUGUUCCAAUGCCCUCACAUGUUCCAUGGCAAAUUGUCAGUAUGGCUGUGAUGUAGUGAAAGGGGAAGUACGUUGCCGUUGUCCUUCUCCAGGCCUACAACUGGCACCUGAUGGUAGAACUUGCGUAGAUGUUGACGAAUGUGCCAGUGGGAGAGUUACAUGUCCUCGAUUCAGGAAGUGCGUCAACACUUUUGGAAGCUAUAUUUGCAAAUGUCAUAAAGGUUUUGAUUUGAUGUACAUCGGAGGGAAAUACCAGUGCCACGACAUAGAUGAAUGUUCACUUGGCCAAUAUCAUUGUGGAACUUUCUCACAAUGUUACAAUACUCUGGGAUCUUACAAAUGUAAAUGUAAAGAAGGAUACAGAACUGAUGGAAUGAACUGCAUAGCUAUUCCAAAAGUUAUGAUUGAUCCAUCUGGCCCGUAUCACAUGUUUAAGGGCAACACAACCUUUCCUAAAGGCAAUGGCGGCAUGACGAAUAGAAUACCUGAAAUGGGCAAUACAAGACAUCCCAUUAAGCCACCACAUGUACCAGACUUAGCUACAAUAAAGCCUACUCCUAAAACGGCAAGACCCACUCAAAAGCCAACCUUGAAGCCAACACAGAGACCAUUUACCAGGUUUGUUACAAAACCUGCAACAACAAGACCACCUCUGAAGCCUGUGACAAGACUUCCACCAGUGACCAGAUUCCCACCACUGACCAGACUCCCAACACCACCCCCAACUCCAUCUAAGCCUAUAACAACAAGAAUAUCAAGACUGACAACGAAAGAGCCACUGCCUGUUCCUAGUGAUACUACUCCUCAACAAGGAUUUACUGUUGACAACAGGAUCCCAGUUGAUCCUCAGAAACCACGAGGGGAUGUAUUCAUUCCACGUCAGCCUGGAGUUGGCAAUAAUCUCUUUGAAACAUUUGAAAUUGAAAGAGGCAUUAGCGCAAAUGAGGAUGAACCAAACGACGACCCAGGUGUUCUGAUCCAUAGCUGCAACUUUGAUGAUGGCAUGUGUGGUUGGAUGAAGGAGAAAGAUAACGAUUUACAUUGGGAAGUCAUUAAAGAUCUCUCAGGUGGGCAAUAUUUAUCGAUUUCUGAACCCAAAGGAAAAUCUGGCCAUGUUGCACGUUUGAUCAUUCCACUUGGCCACGUAGCUCAUGAGGGAUAUCUGUGCCUGUCCUUUCGGCACAAAGUAUCUGGCCCACAUUUGGGUUUGCUUCAAGUGUUUGUUAGAAAGACUGGCGUUCAUAGCCCAGCAGUUUGGGGAAGGAAUGGUGGCCAUGGCUGGAGACAAACACAAAUAACAUUGCAAGGAGCUGGCAUCAGGAGUGUUAUUUUUAAAGGAGAGAAAGGGAUAGGAAAAGCUGGAGAAAUUGCGUUGGAUGAUGUCAUCUUGAGGAAGGGCCCGUGUUUUCAAGAUCAUUAGCAGGGCAGACAACUGGCAAAGAGAACAUUUUUUGGGGGGGUCCAUGCCUCUUAACUGAAACAGGUGGCGGGCUGGCGGCUUCUUCUCCCUUAUCUUCGUGAAAUCCCAAUGAACUUCUGUCUAAAUAGAAAACAUUGCCCGUAAAAGGUAAAGUAGAUAUUCAAGAUUUCUGUGGACAGAGAUAUUCAGCUCAACUGACGUAAGUGACAAAAAGCUAUCUGAGUAAUGGAUAGAAAUGUCCAUUCUGAAGAUGAACAGAUUGUGGCCAAACUUCAUCUGAAUGACUCUUUGACGAACACUGCAAUUGCUUUAAUGGUUUCCUGUGUUUUUUUCCUAUUUUGCUGCUUAUUCUAUACCAAGUUGUUGAUUCAACUUCAUAAACUGAAAGUAGCUCAGGCAAAGGCCUGAAAUGUGGCUGUCCUGCAUCUAUGGACUUUUGAAGAAGAGUGUUUUAUAUAUAUAUAAUAGCAUUUAUUCUUGUUUUUCUUAUUAACAAAAGGCAGUUAUUAUACAGUAGGCACUGCAUCGCAUAAUAUUAGUAGUGCUGUGUUCUUUGUAUGUUACUAAUGUAUUUAUGUGCAUUUUUGCAAAUUGUAGUAACAAAUUAAAUUGGCAGCUGUUCAGAUCAGUUAGGCUGGCAUGCACAGACCCACAUUGGUAGGCUGAUAGUACUCUUUUUAACCAUCCAUCAACUACUAAAAACUAAUCACAGUCAUUUUGUCUGUGAGCUUGCAGAGUAUUCAGUGAAACUCCAGAAAGGCUACAUCAAGUGAGCAUAUAAACAAACAUAACGAAUUUACAAACUGGAUUUAAGAGAACUGUAGGUAGUUGCCACUGUUCUUUUAUCCAUAGUUGGUAUCAAUGGCAAAGCCUGGCCUUCAAGGUGCUACAUGACUGUUUAUCAUUAGGCUAAAAGUGCACUCCUUGAGCAUGCAGGGGAGUUCUUAAUGCUUCUGACCAUAAAAUCCCUUGCACAGCUGAAUGGGCAAGCUGGAUUGUAAACUAUAAAGCAACUACCUGUUCAGUCAGAUUAGUGGUUGUAGUAGAAACCUAUGAGACCACUACAGCUGUAUACAUUGUUUUGUAGGGUUCUGAUUUAAGUUUCUGCAUUUAAAAAUAUGGAACGUCAGUGGGGCAUGUUGGAUUUCUCUGGUGAAAAUGCUGUUUGAAAUGGAAUGAAAUAGUCAAUAGUUUCAAUGUAAUCAGGGUUUUUUUGACCAAAUACCAUCUUUAUAAUUUUAAGGGGUUGAAACCCCCAUCCCCACCCCAAAAUGUAGCUGUGUUUGAAUGUUAUUUUGCCUUCAUUGUGGUGAGACAAUCUCGGAAUGUACAGUGUGGAUUCAAGAGGGAAGACAAAAUCCUGUAAAACGUAUUUGUGACAAAUGUGUGUUUGAAGCUAUAGAGUUGCAUUGUUGUGUGCGUGUGUUUUAAAGGAAUUCAGUUGCAACUAACUUAAACCUGAGUGAUUUCAGUGCAAUGUAGUCAUGGUUAUUUUUUACUGAACUGCGUAAUUUGCUGAAUUAUACACAAUUUCUCUCAUUUGUGUUUUAGCAGGUAAUAUCCAUGUAGUGCUAGUUCAGUAUAUAUUUAGCAUAAACUGUUUUUGCCUAAAUCAAACAAUAUUUUGUUUCCUCAUGGCAAGUGACAUGGCAGCCACAGUUAUAGUUUAGGGGUAGAAAAUCUUGGUGAGGACUUUUUUUAUUUUUUUAAUCCCAGGAUCCACAGAGAUUG